Molecule: messenger RNA, 2476 nt
Organism: Papilio polytes (common Mormon)
Lineage: Eukaryota; Metazoa; Arthropoda; Insecta; Lepidoptera; Papilionidae
Product: general transcription factor 3C polypeptide 3
Exons: 1
Coding region: 53-2476 (807 amino acids)
Biological process (GO): transcription by RNA polymerase III
Cellular component (GO): transcription factor TFIIIC complex
Molecular function (GO): protein binding
Source: RefSeq, a predicted model, not a curated record
AGACGAAUGUAAGUUUAACAUAUUAUAUUACAUAAGCCUUAUAGUAGGGAAAAUGGAUAGUGUUAACUCAGGUUUACCUGGUUGCUCAAAGGAUAACAUGGACAAAAUGGAUGUUGAAAAAGAAUUAACCAAUAAAUUUCUAAGUGGGGAAAUGUCAUUUGCUGAAUAUUCAAGCGAAUGGUAUGGUGGCGAAGAUGAAGAGGAAGCCGAAGAUUCCAAUAAAAUAUCAGACGAUGAGUCACUACCUUCGUUGCCGCAGGUAGAAAGGAUUGGCCAAAGGCGUCGUAAAUUGACACGCCUAACUCCUGUAUUGUUAGGACUAAUGGGUGAGGCUAACUUAAGAUUUGUGAGGGGGGAUAAGGAUAUGGCUGAAAAAAUGUGUCAUGAAAUUAUAAAGCAAAAACCAAAUGCACCUGAACCAUAUCAAACUUUGGCACAGAUCUAUGAACACGAUGCUGAAAAAUCUUUACAGUUUUCAUUGUUAGCAGCACAUUUAAGUCCCUCUGAUGCAAAUGAAUGGUUGAGACUUGCAGCUAUAUCCAAAGAGAGAAAUGAUGUAAAGCAAGAAAUGCUUUGUUACACUCAGGCUGUAAAAGCUGAACCUUUUAACUUUCAAAAUCAUUUGAAAAGACUGGAUUUAUUAACAACAUUGGAGGAAAUAAAAUAUCCUCUUAACAAUAUAAAUGUGACAAGAGUUAAAUGUUAUUAUAAAAUAGUAACUUGUCUGCCACCAACAGAAGGAGAAAUCAUCAUGAAAUAUGCUAAAAUGGCCGCUACUAUUUACCAUAGUAAUAGAGAAUUAGAACGAGCUACUGCUGUUCUAGAUGCCGCUUAUAAGAAAUGUUCAUCCCUUUUUUCUUUAGAAGACAUAAAUAUAUAUUUAGAAUUAUUAAUCACUCAAAAACAAUAUCAAACAUGCAUUGAGGUUUUCGUUUCUAAUCUUGGUAUUGUAAUAGAAGCUGAAAUCCAGACAAUAAAAAAUUCCAGUGAUGAGAUUGAGGAACUCACAAAUUACUUAAACUGUACAAUUCCAAGUAAUUUACCCAUUGAUUUAAAAAGUAAACUAUUAAUAUGUUUUAUUCACUUGGGUGCUAUUAGCUUAGUUGAGACGCUUUUGACUGAUUUUCUCACCAAUGAUGUGGAAAAAGCUGGCGAUUUAUACAUGGACAUAGAGGAAGCAUUUUCCAGUGUGGGGCAUCAUGAACUAGCUAUGAAACUCUUGGAACCUCUUAUAAAGAAUACAUCUUUUGACUUAGGAGCAGUUUGGCUUAAGCAUGCUGAAUGUCUUUACAACUUAGGAAGGCUAGAUGAUGCUGUAGAAUCUUAUUAUAAGGUAUUAAAGCACGCACCUCAACAUCCAACUGCUCGUCGAAAGUUGUAUGCUAUUUUAGAACAAAAAGGUUGCAUUGAUGAGGCAUUAGAUAUUUUGCAACAAGACUAUAAUUAUGUAGUCAGUGCCAAGUUACUCUUAGAACAUUGUCAAGAACUGAAAAAGUAUAAUAAAACUUUAAAAUACUUGGAGGUUGGUGAAGCUCUUUUGUCAAAAACAUUUCCUAGGUAUAGACAUCAGGAAGAGCUUGGUAUUGCUUGUAAAACUAAAGGUGGUGUAGAUUUAAUACAUGAGUUUAGAAAGAUGCGAGGUGAGAAUCCUUAUCAUGAAGAUGAUAUACAUUUUGAUGAGGAAGAAGCAUUUAAACUAGCACCUGAAGAUGAAUGGAAUUUCUUCAUAGAAUUGUUGGGCAUUGCUAAUAAUUAUAAGCAAUAUUUUACAAUGCAAAGGUUAUGUUUUGGUGCUUUAAUGUCUAAAGCCUUGACAACUCAUAGAACAGACAUUGAUUUCUACUGUCUACAAGCUUGUUUAUUGAGUAAUGACUAUCAUGGCGCCUUCAGAUUUAUAAGAGACUUUACACACAAAUAUCCUGGUCCUACCUCAUGGAACCUGUUAAACCUUGUUAUAAGUGCAGUGGAUGAUACAGCACAUGUUAAAUUUUUAUCAAGACUGUUCCAGAAAGAUCCACAUAUAGUAAAAAAUUUGUUUCUGGGUAAUAAUUUUUUGACAUCCGGAAGAUAUUUAGUUGCUUUAAAAUAUUUCUUAGAGUAUCAUGAUCAGUGCAGAGAACCUUUGUCCGCAUUUCUUAUUAGUGUAACAAUAAUGAUAAUGGCAGCACAAAGGACAGUAGAUAAACACCAUAAUUUGAUAUUGCAAGGUCUAUCUUACCUCUCAAUUUAUAAGCAGUUAAGAAAAUGUGAUCAAGAAGCAUACUACAAUAUGGGCAGAGUGUACCAUAUGUUAAGUUUGAAUAAUUUAGCUGUAGAGUAUUAUGAGAAAGCACUGUCAUGUGCACCAAUCGCGAAGUGCGAACAACACGGCGUUAUAGAUUUAACUAGAGAAACAGCAUACAAUCUGUACAUAUUGUACAAAGAUCAUUCACCUGAAAUUGCCCGGAAGUAUAUGUUUAAAUAUCUUGUGAUUUAA